CCAGUCAAGUUCGGUUAAAAAAUUGAUAAACAAAAAAUGAUAACAGAUGUUGUUUUUCUCUCUGAAAAAUUCUCAAAUUUUAAUUCGAAAACUGUCUUUUUCUCUGUAAUUUGAAAGCUUUUUAGUGGUCAUGCAAAAUUUCAAUGGCUCUUCAAGACAUAUUGUUUGAAUUCCUUCAUCAUGAAAUAGUCGCUUAUUUCAAUGAAAAAGAAGAUAAAGAGAAAGAAGAUGUUUCUGAUUUAGAGUAUAUCGGUUACUCAUGCGGUCAUCGUAUUGUCGAGAGAUUAACCAAAGACUGGCCUCGCUUCAAAGAAGAGCUCGACAUGCUCAAAUUUCUCUGCACUGAUUUCUGGUCUUCUAUUUAUAAGAGGCAAGUUGAUAAUUUGCGAACUAAUCAUCAAGGUGUUUACGUUUUGCUGGACAACGACUUUAGAUUUUUUAGUCGAAUUUCCUCUGGAAAUCAGUAUUUGGAAUAUGCUCCUUUGUAUGUGACAUUCACUUGUGGAUUGGUAAGAGGAGCGUUAGCAAAUUUAGGCCUUAACUGCGUCGUAUCAGCGGAAGUUCAUUCUUUACCUGCUUGUAAAUUCAACAUCCGGGUUCAAAAGUCUUGAAGUAUUUUUCCAUUUUGUUAUACAUGUAUAUUCUCAUUCGUUGUUAACAUAUUGUUUUUAUGUUAUAAUAUUUUCGUUUUAUAAAAUAUAAGGAAGUACAUUCA
Molecule: messenger RNA, 715 nt
Organism: Planococcus citri (citrus mealybug)
Lineage: Eukaryota; Metazoa; Arthropoda; Insecta; Hemiptera; Pseudococcidae
Product: trafficking protein particle complex subunit 6b-like
Exons: 4
Coding region: 144-611 (155 amino acids)
Biological process (GO): endoplasmic reticulum to Golgi vesicle-mediated transport; regulation of GTPase activity
Cellular component (GO): cis-Golgi network; TRAPP complex; trans-Golgi network
Source: RefSeq, a predicted model, not a curated record